Messenger RNA from Penicillium robsamsonii, 354 nucleotides. RefSeq lists its product as uncharacterized. The record is from RefSeq and is a predicted model, not a curated record. The transcript has a single exon. Lineage: Eukaryota; Fungi; Ascomycota; Eurotiomycetes; Eurotiales; Aspergillaceae. Bases 1 to 354 code for a protein of 117 amino acids.
AUGGCUAUCUGUGCCGCCGGUAGUGUUUAUAGCAUAGAUAGGCACAACUUCAUCCAGCUUCUACAGCGCCAGAUCAUGGAGCUCCAAUCUCGCCCUGAUCUUCGCCCUCGAGUGCUUGAUGGGCUUAGAGAGCUUUCUCGUCUGAUACCUGGCCUUACCGAGGCUGCACUUACUGUCGGUGACACUGUCUUCUAUGAGCUCGGCCGUGAUCUUCAGCUCCUCUUCCAGAGCUCGAUCGUCGCUCUCUCUGGGGACAAUGGGGAUCCCGUUAGUGGACGGAUCGUUGCCGAGCAACUUCUGGGUGCAGUUCCCUGGCAUCUUCCACCUCCCUUUACUCCACCUUCAUGGGAGUGA